Molecule: messenger RNA, 1647 nt
Organism: Osmia bicornis bicornis
Lineage: Eukaryota; Metazoa; Arthropoda; Insecta; Hymenoptera; Megachilidae
Product: serine protease snake-like
Exons: 5
Coding region: 303-1313 (336 amino acids)
Biological process (GO): proteolysis
Molecular function (GO): serine-type endopeptidase activity
Source: RefSeq, a predicted model, not a curated record
GAUACGUGUAGUCAGACACAUUUCUAUUUAAUCUCUUAGUACUCUACUUUGCGUUACUACUAGCACGCAUCGCAGUCUGCAAUUUCAACGACGUACAGAAUUCUUUCUGAAAUUACUGUAUCUCUAUUAAACAAUGCUCUGAAUAAAAUCCGAUACACUAUAUUUCGGCAACUCGAUCAAGGCCUACGAUCGUGUUACUUUCACUUCAACCUUUCUUAACAGCAAAACGAGAAGGCAGCCAGUGCACGUUGGAAAAUGGUAACCCAGGAGUGUGCAAAAGAUUACCCGAUUGUUCGGUCAGAAUGGCAGAAGUGGAGCUAGGGAGGAGGACCUCGGAUUCCUCGGGAAGAUGCGGUUUCGAGGAUUUCACAGAGAUCGUUUGUUGCCCCGUAAAUAUCACCGAUAAAAUAGCCCGUCGUCCAGCCGACGUUGCCUGCCAACAAUACGACAUUAAUAUAACAAUAGACAACAAGAAGCCAGACGAUUUGUCUUUUCAUAUAUUUGGAGGUAUCCAAGCCCAGUCUGGCGAGUUUCCAUAUAUGGUAGCACUUGGAUACGAGAACGAUAAUCUGGAAGAAGAUCCGUCACCCAUCAGAUAUAGUUGCGGAGGUAGUUUAAUAUCCUCUCAACACGUGCUAACUGCUGCACAUUGCGUUAACAAUGUGAACGAAAAAGUACCUGUCGAAAUACGACUGGGAAGCGAAGACAUAAAAAGCUCAGCGACAAAUGUGCAACGUAUCCCCAUCAGUGAUAUAAUAUCCCAUCCAGAAUACAAACGCAGUAUGAAUUAUAACGACGUGGCUAUUUUGAAGUUGAAGACCAGGGUACAAGUUUCGAAUACGGUUAAACCUAUCUGUCUCGAAACCAGAUCCUUAGAUUCCAUGAGUAUCACUUCGAGGACACCUUUGGUGGUGAUCGGAUGGGGAGCUACAAGUUUCGAUACCGAGAAUUCUGUUAAACUGAUGAGAACUCCUAGUCUAAGCCUCGUGGACAGAGAAGAAUGCGCCGAACAGUAUACCGGAUUCCUGAAAUUACCUCGUGGCAUCGACGAGAAUUUGAUCUGCGCUAUGGAUCCUAACAGUACCAGAAGAGCGGACGCUUGUCAAGGUGACAGCGGAGGGCCUUUAUUAAUGUUAACCGAGAAAGGGGACAGUGUGAUAGGAAUCACUGCUUUUGGACAAAGUUGUGGUAGUUCAGUUCCAGGUGUUUACACUGCGAUACACUCUUACCUGGAUUGGAUCGAACAGCACGUAUGGUUGAGCAGCGAACCGAAAUCUUUAACCAAAACACAGAUUACUUAUAUCGCUGUAUGAGCGACGAAUACUUACGUGAAAAUGAUUUCAUUCGUUUCAAUAUAAUACUCGAUAUAGUCUCGUUAGAUUUCAGGUGUCUGGUAAGGAUGGAGAGAAAACGAGAUGGCAGUAAACAUUAACAAAACCCUUUUUUAUUUAUUCACAUUCUGUACAAAUGUAUUUUACAUAAUGUCGAUAAUAUCUAUCGUGCCAAAUUAAAUAUCGGGCGGCAAUGUGAUUUUUUUUGGUUUUGGAUAAGGAUACAAUUAAUAAGAGCGUGGACGGUGUUAAUUUGUUAACUUUUAAUUAAAGCAUUCUUAAUUAACAGAAAUAAUAAAAAGCGUGAGUGCUCAGA